UAAGAUGCGCAAUAGAUUUGUACGCAUGAUUCCACGUAGUGACAAGCAGUGAAAUAACAUAACCUAAGGUUUGGUCUGUAAAUAUUUAGUUAUUAUAAAUUUCCAUUUGUUUAUGGAUUAAAUCGUAAAGAUAAUCAAAUAAUAAUAGAAAAUAAUACAAAAUGGUGUCUGUUUUAAAUACCGUUGAUACGAAUCACGAAGAUAUGAUCCAUGAUGCUGAAAUGGACUAUUAUGGUUUGAGGUUAGCAACAUGCUCAAGUGAUAAUUCUGUAAAAAUUUUUGACUUAAAAAAUGGAUCCCAGAGUUUAGUUGCAGAUCUUAAAGGGCACGUAGGUCCUGUUUGGCAAGUCGCUUGGGCACAUCCCAAAUUUGGAAAUAUUUUAGCUUCUUGUAGCUAUGAUAGAAAAGUUAUUAUUUGGAAAGAACUCGGUGAAUGGACUAAAAUUUAUGAACACACAGGACAUGAUUCUUCAGUCAAUUCAGUUGCUUGGGCACCACACGAAUUUGGCUUGAUUUUAGCCUGCGGUAGUUCAGAUGGUUCUAUAUCUAUACUCACUAACAACGCUGAUACCUGGGAUACACAAAAAAUAACAAAUGCACAUACUAUUGGAUGCAAUGCGGUUAGUUGGUGUCCUGCGAUAGAUACCAGCUUUGAUUCUAAUAACAUUCAGCAAAAGACUGGUCCUAUUAAGAGAUUAGCUACUGGAGGUUGUGAUAAUUUAGUUAAAAUAUGGAAAGAAGAAGGUGACCGAUGGGUGGAAGAAAAUAAACUGGAAGCUCACAGUGAUUGGGUACGUGAUGUUGAAUGGGCACCAGCAGUUGGACCUUCCAGAGGUACCUUAGCUUCUUGUUCUCAAGAUCGUAGAGUUGUUAUAUGGACAUCGAAUGAUUACUUAAAUUGGACAUCUAAAGUUCUUAAUAUUUUUGAUGAUGUCAUUUGGAAUAUUAGUUGGUCUUUAACAGGUGGUAUUUUAGCAGUUAGUGGUGGAGAUAAUAAAGUUUCACUUUGGCGUGAAAAUUCGGAAGGUCAAUGGGCAUGCAUUUCCGAAUUGAACAAAGGUCAAGGCAAUCUCAAUAAUACAGAUCAACGUGCUUUGUAAUUUAACUAGUAAAGUAUAUGCUAUUUUAUAUAUACAAAUAUACAUAUUAAUAGAAAUAUAUUAUUGAAAAAGCUGCUUGAUAGCAUACACGUCCUUACCAAAAUUUAAAAAUAUAUAUAACAUUUUCAAAUUUACAUUAAAAAAAAGUAAUUCCAUUUAAUUCUAAAAGAUUUUAUUCCAUUGUAAAUUUGCAGCUUAAAAAGUAUACAAAUUUGUAUACACUUUGUCCAAAUGUACAUAUUACAAGGAAAAAAAAGAAAUUAUAUUAAUUGACAAUAUUUAUUACACAAUACUUAAUACAUUACUUUAAACAUUUGAAUAUUUCUUAAAUUAUCUAUUUAUAAAAAUAUCAUAAAAUUU
Molecule: messenger RNA, 1460 nt
Organism: Polistes canadensis
Lineage: Eukaryota; Metazoa; Arthropoda; Insecta; Hymenoptera; Vespidae
Gene: Sec13
Product: protein SEC13 homolog
Exons: 3
Coding region: 162-1100 (312 amino acids)
Biological process (GO): positive regulation of TOR signaling; protein import into nucleus; COPII-coated vesicle budding
Cellular component (GO): COPII vesicle coat; nuclear pore outer ring
Molecular function (GO): protein binding; structural molecule activity
Source: RefSeq, a predicted model, not a curated record